Messenger RNA from Bactrocera oleae (olive fruit fly), 3224 nucleotides. RefSeq names its product mitochondrial pyruvate carrier 2. Gene Ontology annotation, biological process: pyruvate import into mitochondria. Gene Ontology annotation, molecular function: pyruvate transmembrane transporter activity. Gene Ontology annotation, cellular component: mitochondrial inner membrane. The record is from RefSeq and is a predicted model, not a curated record. Lineage: Eukaryota; Metazoa; Arthropoda; Insecta; Diptera; Tephritidae.
AAUUUUAGCUAUUUUUUUUUUUUUGUUUGCACGUCAACUCUUCACGCAUACGCCCAUGAUCCUGCAACUUUACUCAACUCUUAUGACAUUCUUCGAGUUUUCAUGGUCCAUUUACUAAUUUGACAACUCUUUUAUUUUUAAUUGCCGCAUAACGUUAUGUAUAUAUGUGUAUCGUUCAUACUAAUAGCAAUCCAAUGCCAUUACAUUUAUAUAUGCCAGUGCAAAAAUAAGCCAGUUGCGGUAAUGUUUCUACGAUUAACUUAUGGGGCUUUUUUCUGGCUUUUUUGCAAUUUAAGUUUUCACCAAAAAGUUUCUUACCGUAUUAUUAAUAUGAGCAUAUAGAGACUCACAUAUGUACAUUCGUUCUGCUGACAUUAUUUUCAGGACCUAACAUUUUUUUUUUUUGUUUAAAUUUAAAAAGUAUAAGUUUCAUACAUUUUUUAAGAAAUUGUAAGUACUUCGUUUAAUAAUUUCCUUCUGCUUUAUAUGCAUACGUGUAAAUGGUAUGUACUCGUAUUUUUACCUUUAACAACAUUUUCCAAAUGGCUGUGCCAUAUUCCAUGCUAGCAACCUCUCCUCCAUCCAACCAACGUGCACACACACAUAUACACGCAAUUACAAUGCCACACAUACAUAUGUACAUCGCAGACGAUUUUUUAUGCCUCUUGCGGUUUUAAUACAAUUAUUUUUACUUCGACCUUUUUGCCUUAAUAAAUAUAAUUUAAUCUUGCUCAAAUUCGUUCAUCUAUAAAAUUGAAUGCAAACACAAAAAUAAAAAAAUCGGUUUUAUUAAAAACAUUUUGACAUUGGCAAAUACUAAAAAAAAUUAAUAGAUAAUAAACUUCAGAUUUAAGUAAGUAUAAUUUAAAUUUUGUAAAACUUAAUGACAGAUACAUGCAGUUGUGAAUCCUUCAAAUCAAAAUCUAUUACAGCAAUCAUUAUUUAUUAAUUUUUUUUAUAUAUUAUAUUAACUUUGUGUCGAAAUUUUUAUUGCGAGUAUACAACAUAACAACAAUACUUACACACAAACAUAUGUACACGCAUUGAACACCAACAAUAACAGAAAGGGCAGCGAGAAUAACUCUAUAGCACCGACAACGCCUACACCCACAUUUGCAUACGUGCAUACAUGCUUAUGUAAAUGCAUACCUAAAUGAAUAUGUGUAUGAGAAGGAAAAGUUAAUAAGAAGUAUAUAAAUAAAAAAAAUUAAAAACAAAUCAAAGCAAAGCAAAGUUAAGAAUUAGGCAGUAAGCUACGUGAAAUCGUCAGAAUUUUCGGUAUAGAAUUUAAUUCACCAUAAAAAGAUAUCGAAACUAAUAGGUACAUAUAUACAUACAUUUUUUUUUUUUUUAAUCUCGAGCAGUGAAGAAAAUAAAAUGAAAUCAAAUUAAUUAAUAUGAAAACAUAAGAAGAUUAAUAUUAAUAUUAGUGCAGCAAGCGUAUUUUUAAAAAAUAUAACUCUUGCAUUCGACAAUUACGAAAUAAAGUAAUUAUUUAAAUUAAAUUUUAUUAAAAAGAAAACAGAAAGUGAAAUAUAAUUUUAAGAAAACGCAUUUUCUUUUUCACUUUUACUGUUUUAUAUGUAUGUAUGUGUGAGUGUGUGGUUGUGGGUGGAAUGAGUGUGUAAAGAAGCAUAAAUCGAGUUAUUACUGUUUUUUUUAACAAUUGUUAUCUAGCAACUAUUUUUAGAUUUGGAACGUCGUACUAUGGGAGCUUAAGACUUAAAAAUUCUAAAAUUCCUGCAAAGUUUUCGAGAAUUAUCUCGAAGUAGUAGGUCUCUUCCCGUUGACCUACAUUUCUAAAUAUACUGUAGUUUUUUGCCAAAAGUGAGGAAAUUCGGUGUAGAUCCCUUCUAUCCCUCAUCUGCUGUUGUUGUUGUUGUAGCGGAAAAUUCCUGAAGUAUUUUCAAGGAUUGUUUCCGAGUUGACAGUCCUUGGCCGAAAAAUUUCAUUAACGUCGUUAAAUAGUUCCCAAAUGUAGAGGGUAUUUUUAACGAGAUAAUGUAUGAAAGGAGAACCACGAAGCAAAACAUUACCAACUCUUGCUUGGAAAAUGCUCCGUUAGUUCUUCUCUUUACUACUACUAGCAUUGUAUAAACUAAUACCUGUACAACGAUUCGAAGCGAUUUAUUGAAGGAAAUUUUAAGUAUAUUCCAGUGGACAGGAAAGGAAUUGCAUUUCCAAAUGACAUAGCCAUUUGAUUAUUUAUAUUUGUGUAUCCACCUUUCACAUGGUGUACAUACUUUUAGGCGCACGAAGUUGUUGAAACAGUGCACACUCAUUCAGUUUAAUUUCUGAUUUCCAAAGUUUUCAAUCACAUUUGAUUUCAAUUAUUUUGAAAACUCAAUAAUGUAAGCAAAUUUCGUUCAGCCAAAAUUAAACAAAAAAAAUUGUUAAUAAAAUUAAAAAUUAACUAUAAACAUUGCAUUGAUCAUCAAACGUUUUGACUAUGAGCGGAAAAGUAGGACCGCUAUCGCGUAUCUACAAUGGUAUGAUCGGCAUCGCGGAUAAAUUUGUACCGACCUCCAUGCGUCCGCUGUGGGAACAUCCAGCAGGUCCGAAAACAGUAUUCUUCUGGGCACCGAUAGGCAAAUGGGCACUCGUCAUUGCAGGCAUUGGAGAUAUGUAUACUCGUCCCCCACAUGCAUUAUCAGUGAAUCAAUGUGCUGUGUUAGCCACAACUGGUAUAAUUUGGUCUCGCUACUCACUGGUUAUAGUCCCUAAGAAUUAUUCCUUAUUUAUGGUAAAUCUGUUUGUCGCAACUACACAGCUCAUUCAAGUGGCACGCGCCUUACAGUAUCAGUAUAGUUUAAAAGAUAAAUCGGAGUGAAUAUUAUUUUAUACAAAAAGAAAUAUUAAUAUAUAUCGUUCAAAUUUGGUGGGAAUGAAAACGAGCAGUUUGGUAUCGCAAAAUUUUUUGAUCGUCGAAAACACCCCUUGGUCAAUACUCAACUUGAAGAGCUUUGACAAAUAAAUCGAAUAAAUAACCAAAUUCAAAAUAAGUGGACAAAAAAUGAUCGCAUUUUAUAAUUCGGUUUUAUGUACUCAAAUCAUAUAUUUUAAGUGAGCUGUGCUGUCAUCAAUGUUUUUUACUCAAUAGGCUUCGAGGAAAAUUAAACUUUAAAUGUACUUUUUAGUAAUAGCAAUUAUUCCUAAAGUAAAUUGUUUUUUUUUUUUAAUUAUAUUGUAUAAAUAAAGGUAAACAUACUUCUCGGACAAAAGUC